GCGCCUUCAUCGAGAAGAGCAAGAAGAGGACGAGGAAAGAAGCUGCUCGUGGUCUUCGGCUGUUCGAAUCUCGCACGGACGACGCCCUUUUUUGCGAACCUUGCUGCGCAAGGACUCCCUCGUCGAGAUGAGGAUAGAAGGGGCCUCGCGGAUUGUGCAAAAGCGGACCUACGUGUCUCCUGGCGAGAUCAAAGCCGUCAUCGGUGCCGCGGCGCCCUUAUACCUGACGCCGCUUCUCGCCUUCGGUGGCGUGAUAUCCCACUGCAUGUACGUGCUGCUGCUGAUGGUGAUGUUGACUAUCCUGGAGACGCUGCCGCUGACCGUGAUCAGUCUCGUCCCCUCGGUAGCCGCAGCGUUCAUCGGCCUGGCCGACGAGUCAAUUCCUGAGGAGAUCGAUCAGCAGAUGGAUAAUGUGAGCAUGGUGGGCCUGCUGCUGCUGUACGUCGCCGUGGACCUGACGCCUCUGUGGACGCGCCUCUCGCUAUGGGUGCUCAGUUGGCGAGGCGCGCCUGUCAAGCCCCUGUUUGCGGGACUCAUGGCGGUCGCCUUCGCUGCCUCGUUGUUCCUGCCGGGCGCGUUCGUCACGCUCGUGCUGGCCGCCUUCAUCAACCGUAUCAUGCACAACAUAGAGGACCACGUGGUCGAAUGCCAGCACGUGCGCUCUCAGAGACAAGCCUCGCGUCAGUAUUCGUUGGGCGCACGGAUGCCGGGCGUCGGCCCCUCACAGCCCAGGAACAUGUCCCUGUCGCAGCCGGAAAUCAGGCGCUCCAUUUUCAAAAAGCUCAGACCCAAGCACCGAGAGAACUCGGCAACCUCGCUGCUCGAACACUCCCUGAUAGCCCCUCUGACAAUCCUGCCCGGGAUGGCGAGUGCCCCUCCUCCAACGGCGGUGACGAUACGAGACGCUGGCAGUACCGCGUCGCCUAGAAGCGGGGCACCCACUGGCAGUGGGCCCACAAGCGCUUCGCCCACGAGGGGUGCGUCGAUGGACGGCGCCCCUACAAGCGGUGCACACACGAGCAGCAGUACGACUACGAGUAGUACGGCUACCAGCGGUGGGCCUGCCAGCAGUGCCCAUCCAAGCGAUGCACCUCCAAGCGCUUGGCUUACAAGCGUCGUGCAUACUGAGGGUGCCUCUACUAGCGCUGCCCCUACUGCCGGUGCACCUACCAGCGUGGGUGCAGCAGACCCCGAGCACCAACAAUCGACACCAUCGGCGCCGAUGCCAUCGUCCGUGCAACAGGCCACGCCCAUGACCUCCCCGCCUACGGGCGCGCCCCUGAUCGUGCCCAUGAACGCUCCGUCGCCGUUCAGCGGGAAGUCGCGGGUGACUCCGAGACCCUCGGCGGUGCUCCUCAGCGACACCUCGCUGCCCACGUCACCACUAAAAACGGUUUUCAAGCCGUUCGGCUCUAAAUCGCGCGUUCGUGGUGGCAUCGUCUCGGAGAUCGACGUGCAUUUGGCCGACAUCGAGCCUGGAAAGCCGAGCAAGGCCAUUUCGGCAAAAAGUGCGUUCACCGCACUGCACAAGGCGCUGAUUGUUGGCGUCGUCUACACCAGCAUCGUGGCCAGCGAGUGCAGCUACAUCACAGGCCGCACCACGCGCAUUCUCGACGACGAGUUCAGAAGCCGGGAUAAAGAGAGCCCCAUGACGACCAUGGUGUUCCUGUUCUUCAUGUUUCCCAUGUCCGCGGUCACCGUUGUCAUCUUCUGGGCCUACAUUUACCGCCUUUAUCUCCGGCAGAUUGACAAACAACUGGACCAAGAAUACAAUCUCGCCAUAAGAGACAUCUUCCUCAAGAAACGCAAGGCCAUGGGCGCUGUCACGAAGCCAGAAAUGAUUGCUGUGGUGAUCUUCGUGGCAUUCGUCCUCACAUUCGCCUUGAACGCGAUUGGUCACUUCGACAUUACAUAUACGAUGAUGACGUACGUGCUGGUGGUGCUGGUGAUCGGCGUUCCUAGGGAGUUUGGCAACCCGUUCAUGGCCGACAUGAGCGUCACGUGGCCCCUCAUCAUGGCACACAUGCCCUGGGACAUGAUCAUCAUGCGUAUAGGAGGCAUGGAGCUCGCGCACUUUUCCCGGGCGAGUGAUGUCUGGCGUGUCGACGUGGAUCAUCGACAAAGUACUGGUGGGCAACUUGCGCAUGAUGUCGCCCUUUUGGUGCCAGCUCGUGUUGCUGGCCACCACUGCCGUGCUGGCGGAGUUGGACACGUCCUUCGGGUUCGGCAGUCGCGUGGUCCCCGAUAUGCUGCAACUGGCGGACGAGCUCCAUCAGAACGAGCUGUACUUGGCGCUGCCCGUGGUGAUGCAGUCCUCGUACGUGCUGCUCAUGCCCUACACAAGGAUCUCGCUCAUCUUCAUCCACCAGUACACCGAUAUCGAAUACACCGAGCUGCUCGGGCUGUCCGUAUUUGUCAAGGUGGUCUCCAGCAUCUGCCUCAUUUUCUUCAGCAAUACCCUCAACCUGAGUCUUCCGGCCCGGACCGACCUUUUGACGGUCGCAAAUGCGACCGCACUGUGAACCUCAAUUUUCAUUUUUUUUUCCUUUCCUCGCACGAUCCAUCAUUUCCUCCUGUUCCGUUCAUCCGGACGCGCAAUAUUUAUUACUUAAUACGGCUCGUACAUAAUACCGUCGCAUUCAAAUCCCGCAGUUCCAGCGAUUAUAUUGGUAGCGGCCUGUUUGAAAGUGCACGAGACAUCUGGACGACAGAUACGCGCAAUGUUGAGCGACGUGAUUUUUAACGCUAAAGUGUGUUUUCUUCUUGACCUAUUAUUGCUUCGUAGUGCUGUUGCAAAGCUCUGUUCAUGUCAUACCAGUGCCUUUGACGAGACUCUUGCAAGACACGAAACUUGUGAUAAGUGCAUGCAUCGUCUUACCAAAACUGAUCAGUCACCACGGCCUUGUGAAGGCGCUUCUUUUUCAGCAGCGGGUGCUUUAUCAUUCCGCUCCUUUCACGCUGCCUUACGACGAAUAGGUUCUGUGAUGCAAGUCUUCCACACAUUCUAAGACAUUGUAGACCUGUGGUGAUCUUUAACGACAAACAAUUUCUUUCGUGCAUAUUGGCUGCAGGGCAGCUCCACACAGCCGCACCUCGUUACAUAGUCCAUCACUCAAUUUCAGUGUCGAAGAUCGGGGACGCAGACAAAAUGAAGUGAAUAUUUUUGUAGCACGGUGGCGCGAUACCAACCUAUAAAUACCACUAAACGUUCAGUUAUUGGGAAAACUAUUUUUUUUUUCGCUUUGCUCUGAGGAGAAUCAGGCGUGUGUGCGACAGUCAAUGACACCACAUCUAACCCUGGCGCGUGUGACAUCCUAUGAGUAGUGGAUUUAUGAAUUGCUUCUGCAAGGAUUUCGUGACAGCAAUAAAUUGGCAAAACAACUUGAGUGCUCUUACCUGUAUUUCUCCUCGAAAUAUUCGUAGUCAAUUUAAACCUCUGAAACUUUAGGCAUUCAUACUUUUAAAAACGCAGGAAGAUCAGUCGCCGUAUCAACGUUCCUAGAUAAAAUUAUUUCUAGCAAAAUCUCAACAAAUUGCGUAACUGGGUGAAGCCU
Dermacentor albipictus is the source of this 3554-nucleotide messenger RNA. RefSeq lists its product as uncharacterized. Gene Ontology annotation, molecular function: succinate transmembrane transporter activity; citrate transmembrane transporter activity. Lineage: Eukaryota; Metazoa; Arthropoda; Arachnida; Ixodida; Ixodidae. Gene Ontology annotation, biological process: citrate transport; transmembrane transport. Gene Ontology annotation, cellular component: membrane. The record is from RefSeq and is a predicted model, not a curated record.